Molecule: messenger RNA, 1570 nt
Organism: Mytilinidion resinicola
Lineage: Eukaryota; Fungi; Ascomycota; Dothideomycetes; Mytilinidiales; Mytilinidiaceae
Exons: 1
Coding region: 78-1439 (453 amino acids)
Biological process (GO): protein phosphorylation
Molecular function (GO): ATP binding; protein kinase activity
Source: RefSeq, a predicted model, not a curated record
AGAUCUGCCAGCAUUUACUGCGUGCUCUGCAAAGCUGGGCGACGCGUACUUCUGGGUUUGAGACACUGUAUUACGACAUGCCAUUCGGAUCCCGUAUCGUUGUGAACGAUAUCCGGGCAAACGUGGAUAGCAUGGAGAUCGUUCCACAUCCCAUUUAUAACAUUGAGCAGAACUGGUUCUCAGUCAAAGCCUUGCAGGACAUCUGGCAUCUGGAUUCGGCACGCUGGCCUGAUGUCGUUGACUACGCCGACCUACAGCUACAAGCCCAGCCACACGAAUCCAUCACGCUUGUGCAGAUCCCCUCACGACGCGGCGGAGAGACCCUCGUGUUCAAGUCGCUUGUCCAGGACGUAAAGUACAUGUACCAUGAGCUGAAGAUGCUGCUCACGCUAAAGCGACACCCCAAUAUCAUUGGAGCACCGCUGUAUGUCGUCACCAAGAAAUGCCGGUUCGGGGGCAAGAUCGGUAUUUGCGGUUUCAUCCUGCCUUUCUACCCGCUUGGUAGCUUGGGUAAGACACUAGAGGAAUCAUCUAGAGAGGCAUUGAGCACACCAUCCAUGCUGAGAGACCGGUUUAGAUGGGCGCGCCAAAUUGCUCAAGCAUUACUGCACAUCAAGGAUUCGCCGCUCGGUUUCUACCCGGACCUUAAGCCUGACAACGUACUCCUCUCGCCUGGCACUGAAGGUCUUGAUGCCACGCUUAUUGAUCUCGAGCAGCGCGGCGGAUGGUACUCAUGGUCACCGCCUGAAGUGCGCUACAUAGAGUAUCUUGAGUAUAUCGCAGCGCGAGUAGAGUGUCCACCAGUGCGUGUAAAGAGCCUGGCACUCUUGAAGUCAUUUAUUCCAGGCUGGAAGCUGCCGACCCAGGCGGAUCGGUACCGCGAAUGUACGCAGGGCUUCAGUGCCGCAUGGCUGGCACUCGAGGGCAAAGAGCGCGAAGCGGCCCAGGUAUUCAUGCUGGGAAAGUUGCUGUGGUGCAUUUUUGAGGGCACAAGCAGCGUCAAUUGCGGGAUCGGCUUCGACAUGUUCCGAGAGCAAGAGGCUUCGCCGCCCUUUCCGAAAUUUAGAGAUACACCUGCGAAGUUGAGAGCCUGUAUUCGCGCAUGUACGGCGGGUGCGCCAGAAUGGGACGAGCAGUUUCGGACUAUUGCGCGCAGAGGCACCAAAUAUUAUGCUGUGGAGCGGUUGAGCGAGCCUGGAGAACUGGAGGGCGCGAGUCCCAAGGAGACACAGGAGGCAGCUAAGAGGUGGUGGCAGGAGGAGGUACGGAGUGCAAAGCGGUUUGUAGAGCAGAAGAUCAGGACUCGGAACAGCAAAGAUAGCAAGGGGCCUAGUGAAAUCUUAGCAAGGACUGAGGAGCAGGCGCGCCAACGACCGAGUUUGAGGAUUGUUUUAGAGCAGAUAGAGGAUGCUGAAAUAUGGCUGGUCAACGAAGUUUAAAAUCAAUUACCGCAAGCAGUCCUGAUGUUCUCCUUGUUCCUACUAGUUCGGCUUAGCCGCAAAGUCUCCUGACUUCACAAGCAUUUGAGUUGACUGCAUCUUAGUAUUCACGACCUAGUUUUACUGUUUUG